Messenger RNA from Linum trigynum, 444 nucleotides. The record is from the annotation of a GenBank genome assembly. Lineage: Eukaryota; Viridiplantae; Streptophyta; Magnoliopsida; Malpighiales; Linaceae.
AUGAAUCUUGAUUCUCAUCUCCAGCUCUUCUCCGUCGCGUUCUGCAUGCGCCAAAAUCCUUUCAAUCACACCCCGCCGAUCUUUCUUCUUCCUUCUACACUGCUUCCUCGUCUUCGUUCCCUCGGGACUCUGUUGGGCAUUGUCGGAGGCGGCAAAUCCGUGGCAAGAUUCAGGGACGGGAAGACGCAGCUCUAUUGGCAGAGGCACCGUGUGAAGAUUCAUCGUGGAGGCGAGGUCAACGAGGAUCGGACGAGGAUGGCGAAGUAUGAAGAAAGUUCAAGAUUGUUUGGAGGAAGAAAGAGAAGAAAAGUAAAGGAGGGAGGAGAGGAAUUUGGUCGGGUUUCUCUGGGGGAUUGGGAGAAGGAAGUGGGAAUUUGGGGAUGGUUGUGUUUUGCGAGAGAGAAAAGUAUUGUCGUCCAAAGAGCAGAGGUUGCGGUUGUUUAA